This is a messenger RNA of Drosophila ananassae, 1372 nucleotides long. RefSeq names its product repressor of RNA polymerase III transcription MAF1 homolog (gene Maf1). The transcript has 6 exons. The coding region runs from base 458 to 1201 and encodes 247 amino acids. Gene Ontology annotation, biological process: negative regulation of transcription by RNA polymerase III. Lineage: Eukaryota; Metazoa; Arthropoda; Insecta; Diptera; Drosophilidae. Gene Ontology annotation, molecular function: RNA polymerase III core binding. Gene Ontology annotation, cellular component: nucleus. The record is from RefSeq and is a predicted model, not a curated record.
CGAUAUCUCGUAUUCUGUUCAUUGCCAAUCGUUUCAAAAAUAACUAAAACGUAUAUUUAUUCUUACGGAAGGAAAUAUUUUCUUUGAAUAAUUUACUUUGGGUUGAGAAUAUAAGUUGGUGAUGAAAUAAAUCUUAAGGAAUGAAAACCAGGACACGGCCAGGACACAGGAAGUUGCUUUAUUAAAACUGGAACGUAAGGAUGGCUAAUAUUAGUCUAUGUAAUCCAAGUAGAUUUUGGAUCAAUAAAGAGCAACCAAAAACACAGAUACUAUACCUGACUAUAUUCAAAGGAUUUUCUUAUUGAAAACGACAUGUGCAUGAUAAAAUAUAUAUUUAAAAUAUUUAAUUACAUAGAAUUAUGGUUUCAUAAUAUUAAACUGAAAUAGAAACCAAUAUCAAUUGUUUCUUAGUUGGAAUAUAUUCAAAUAUUUUACAUAAAUUAAUACGUAAUAAAUCAUGAAGUUACUUGAGAGUUCUCGUUUUGAGGCAAUCAACAAUGCUCUUUCUAUACAAACAAGCGGUAUCACAAUAUUUGGACGCAUAGAGAGUUACUCAUGGUGCGGAAGCGCCCCUCGGUCGGUCGGGCGGGAGGUGACCUGUACGUAUGCUGCCGUUCGAAACAAAAUGGUAGCAGCUGAAAAAGUUUUAUAUAAGAGAUUUACUGCUGAAUCGCAUGGACACGAUCUUCAGGCAUUGUCUCCACCGCAAACUCUGGUCGACUUUUCACCAAACUUUCGACGAAACAAUAGCCAGUCUGGAGAUGAAGGAAUAACUCUUUGUGAUACCAUAUCCAGAAAAACAUUAUUUUACUUAAUUGCAACUUUAAAUGCUUCUUUUGAGCCAGAUUAUGACUUCUCAGAGGCUAAGUCGCAUGAAUUCAGCAAGGAGCCGUCAUUGCAAUGGGUUAUGAAUUCAAUACAUUCAAAUUUAUCAGCUCUUGCAGGAGAUCAAUAUCAAGUUAUUCGCCAGCCAUUAUGGUCUGCUGUUGACGAUGAAGUGAACUUAUCAGAAUGUGACAUAUAUAGUUAUAAUCCAGAUCUAAGCUCUGAUCCAUUUGGAGAACCCGGAUGCGUGUGGUCAUUUAAUUAUUUCUUUUAUAAUAAGAAAUUAAAACGUAUUGUAUUUUUUACAAGUCGAGCUUUAAAUUCCCUUUAUGCUGGUGAAACGUCGGACUUCUCAAUGGAAGAGGACGUAUAUUGAAUAUAAGACCUUUGUAAUUAGCAAAACGUCGUGUUUUGCACAGUUUUCAGUUUAAAUAAGUAAAGUGUAUCGUUAUUGAACUAGAAUAAGAACCAAACUCCAAAAUUAAAACAUUAAUAUAAGUAUGACUAAUAUAAUAAAAAUAAUUUAAUUGAUUUAAUUAAAAAAAAA